Colletotrichum spaethianum is the source of this 405-nucleotide messenger RNA. RefSeq names its product glutathione S-transferase F13. Lineage: Eukaryota; Fungi; Ascomycota; Sordariomycetes; Glomerellales; Glomerellaceae. The record is from RefSeq and is a predicted model, not a curated record. Bases 1 to 405 code for a protein of 134 amino acids. The transcript is spliced from 2 exons.
AUGGCUUCGUCUAUCAAGUUUUAUGGAGACUUUGUCUCUCCCUACACCGUCAUCUGUCUGUUUGCACUCCAUGAAAAGGACUUACUAUUCGAUUUUGUCGACGUCAAACUCCUAUCCCCUGAGACUGAUAUGCCGAAGGGCGUGUCGUCAGGAUAUGCGGUAAUUAUCCGCUCCUCCCAAGAACAGACGGAGACGCUAUAUGUGCUGACAAAAUGGAUCACGAUAGAGAGUCGGGCCAUUUCCCGGUGGUUGGCAGUCAAAUACGCGAACAAAGGGACGCCUCUUUUACCGAGGCUAGAUGACCCCGAGGCCGUUAUCCGAUUCGAGGAGGCCGCUUGUUUCGAGUCUCCAUAUCUCGCCACUCCUACAGGGACGUACACGAGGGAGAAACGUGUGAAGCCGUAA